AUGUAAUUGAUGAAAAUUUUAAGAUUAGGGAUUUCAAAAGGACUCAAUUUUGAGUUAAUUUAUUUCUUACCUUAUGGACUUUUAGUAGGUAAGAAUAAGAAGUUGGCUCUUGCAUUCUGGGCUUUGUUAUUAUUUGAAUUUUGCAUUUGA
Paramecium primaurelia is the source of this 150-nucleotide messenger RNA. Lineage: Eukaryota; Ciliophora; Oligohymenophorea; Peniculida; Parameciidae. The record is from the annotation of a GenBank genome assembly.